AUGUUACAACGCAAACAAACCAGCGUGAAUGACUUUCAUAGUUUUCCAAUCACUCGCAGACAUACAGAAUAUUCGGCUGAAUCAUACUUUCUUCCUUGUGAUGAACCACCUUUUAAUCGUGCGUGGCAUCAUCAAAAUCCUAUGGGAUUGGGGUCACUUGAAAUGUUACCUGAUACUGUUCUUUGA
This is a messenger RNA of Saccharomycopsis crataegensis, 186 nucleotides long. RefSeq lists its product as uncharacterized. The coding region runs from base 1 to 186 and encodes 61 amino acids. The record is from RefSeq and is a predicted model, not a curated record. The transcript has a single exon. NCBI's taxonomy places the organism in Eukaryota, Fungi, Ascomycota, Saccharomycetes, Ascoideales, Saccharomycopsidaceae.